AUGGAAAGAUGGGUGGAGAAUCCACCGUCGGACUUCCUUCAGUUUGUACCACUCUGGGUACAAAUAAAACAUAUUCCAGUUAACUACGAUUCAGAGAAGGCGAUAACAACACUUGGGGAUCUGGUUGGAAAGGCUAUUCCGGUGGCGUUUGACCCAGAGAAGUCCCAAAGGCAAGAGUAUGUUAGAGCUCAGGUGAAAAUGAAUAUAGCUAACCCAUUGAAUAAAUCUAGAAUUAUCAAUCUUCCUAAAGAAUGUGGGUCUGUGGAGGUUCUUUACUUCUACGAAAGAGUGCAGAAGAGAUGCUACCAUUGUCAAAGUGACUCAUGA
This is a messenger RNA of Brassica napus (rape), 327 nucleotides long. RefSeq lists its product as uncharacterized. The coding region runs from base 1 to 327 and encodes 108 amino acids. NCBI's taxonomy places the organism in Eukaryota, Viridiplantae, Streptophyta, Magnoliopsida, Brassicales, Brassicaceae. The record is from RefSeq and is a predicted model, not a curated record. The transcript has a single exon.